AUGCGGCCUCCUUCUUUCUCUGGUGCUGAAGGACCUUUAGCAGCAGAGGAGUUCCUCAAGGUCACAGAGACUAUCCUUACGGUGACUCGUAUUCCCCCUGCAGAGUGGGUAGAUCUCAUGGAUGUUCAGCUCACGGAUAUGGCUCAGAUUUGGUGGACUGCAGAGAAGGCUCAUUUGGAGAGACCGAUUUCGUGGGAAACCUUCACAGAUCAUUUCAACAGGAAGUACUUCCCUCAGUCAGCUCGGGACGAACUUCUGCGUAAGUUUGUUGAACUCAAGCAAGGAGAUCGAUCCGUUGAUGAGUAUGAGGCUGAGUUUUCUUCCUUGAGUCGAUAUGCUCCUCAUCUUGUUACAGACCCCACUAUCAGGAGGCAUCAGUUCCAGAAGGGUCUGGACAAGUAUAUUAGAUUGGCUCUAGCUGGUAGAGCACUUGCGACCCACGAUGCCGUGUUGGAUGCAGCACGCGAGAUCGAGAGCGUUCAGAAGGAGCCUGAAGACCCACAUGUGAUCCAGAGCAAGACACCAGUAGCCCCAGCCCGAGAUGACGAGCGUCCAUCUUUGAGGCAACAACAAAAUCCACAGCGACAACAGUUUUCUCAGCGCCAGCCACUUCCUCAUGUGCAUCCCUAUCAGCGCCCUAGAGUGCAGACUCGCGGCCAGCCUUCGAUGUAG
Messenger RNA from Asparagus officinalis (garden asparagus), 672 nucleotides. RefSeq lists its product as uncharacterized. NCBI's taxonomy places the organism in Eukaryota, Viridiplantae, Streptophyta, Magnoliopsida, Asparagales, Asparagaceae. The coding region runs from base 1 to 672 and encodes 223 amino acids. The transcript has a single exon. The record is from RefSeq and is a predicted model, not a curated record.